AUGAGCAAGUUCAGCUUCUGCAUUGUGUUGUUUCUUUGUUUGCUGGCUAGUACUACAGCCGCUGUCUUUCAGCGUUGUGGCAGGCAAGCCGAUGGCCGGACUUGUCCCCGCUCCCAAUGCUGCAGCAGAAACGGGUUCUGUGGCAUAACUCCUUUCGAUUGUUCUCCUUUCAACAAGUGUCAAAGCAAUUGUAGGAGCUACGUUGGACGCUUUUUGCCCAUUCCUCGCAAUGAAAGUGCCUCUAAUGUUACAGCAACACUCCGCGCUUUCAAUGCCGAGCAAAAUGGAUGGAACUUGACCGCUGCAAACGCUUAUUGCUCACCAUGGAACGGAAAUAAUAGUGUGGAAUGGCGCCGCAAGUAUGGCUGGGCGGCCUUCUGUGGACCUGUUGGACCUCGUGGACAGGCCGCUUGUGGCAAGUGCUUAAGGAUUACGAGGACGGGGACAACUGGUGAGGCAACUGUGCGAAUUGUUGAUGAAUGCAGCAACGGAGGCCUACAGUUGGACGAUGCCGCAUUCAAGCAGCUGGACACUGAUGGAAAUGGCCAAGGCAAAGGUCAACUUUCGGUCAACUACCAGUUUGUCAACUGUGAAGACCUUAUUAACAGUUGA
Pistacia vera is the source of this 612-nucleotide messenger RNA. RefSeq names its product pathogenesis-related protein PR-4-like. NCBI's taxonomy places the organism in Eukaryota, Viridiplantae, Streptophyta, Magnoliopsida, Sapindales, Anacardiaceae. Gene Ontology annotation, molecular function: RNA nuclease activity; chitin binding. The transcript has 2 exons. The record is from RefSeq and is a predicted model, not a curated record. Bases 1 to 612 code for a protein of 203 amino acids. Gene Ontology annotation, biological process: defense response to bacterium; defense response to fungus.